AUGCAGGAAAUUGACUUAGGAGACAGGAGUGGUCUCAUCGACCUAAUCUAUGGUCCAUCCAAAGAUACUAUUAGCACAGCGUCUGUGAACACAUUAACACCUCUAACAGAAACUGUGAAGGAGAAAAAGGAGAAGAAAGAGAAAAAGGAUAAGAGAGAGAAGAAAGAAAGAAGAGAAAAGUCAAAAGUUUCGUGCUCCUUCUGCUCAGCCUUCAUCUUAUUCCUCUUGGCAUGUUUGGCCAUUCUUUUGGCAGCUUACGUUGGUCACUGGUAUACCAGAAUGGAAUUUGAAAAACAUUUCUCAAUGGUCCAAUAUGUUCCUCAAGCUCGUAGGAAUCUAUCAGAUUUGAACGAAGUUUUUUAUGAAGAAGAGGAGAUUGACACAAGCAUUCCUACAGCUGCUGAGCUGAAGCUUCCAGGAACCUUCAUCCCUAUUUGGUACAAUGCGACCAUAAGGUCGUACUUACCCGGUUACGGAGAAAUGGAACCGUCAAAGAAUUUAACGACAGAAGGACAUCUGCUUGUAAAACUGAGAGCGGAAUCAGAGGCCAACCAGAUUGUUCUUAAUGCUCACCAUCUUACCUUCCCAAAAGAUCUUGGUAAAAUCCAACUGUUCUCUGAGAGUUCCAAGAAGGUUCGCAGAGCAGCUAGCUCUCAGAAUGAGACGGUCGAGGCUGAUGAUGACAGUAAUCUGAUCAAAGAUAUGGCAAAGGCUAAUGAGUCUUCCGACUCAGAAAUCAAGACGAAGAAACAAAAGAUUAAAGAAUCAAAGCCCAUGAUGGAGUCGUACACGAUGUUGGAUAACAAGAUUAUUUCUCUUGUUUACAACGAAACUCUUCAAAAGGUUGUUCUCACAUUGAGCACCGCUGUGAAUCAAGGAGAAGAGGUCAUUCUGAAGCUUCCAUUUGGUGGAAAAAUUGAUGACUCCCUAAAUGGUCUUUACACCAAUGUUUAUUCCACCAAAAAUGGUGAAAAGAGAUUCAUAGCAGUUACUCACUUGCAACCAACUUAUGCCAGGAAGCUUCUUCCAUGUCUGGACGAACCUCAUUUGAAAGCGGUUUGGAAACUCUCAAUCAUUCAUCCAAAUGGUACAGUUGCCCGUUCGAAUUCUGAUGUUGAAAAGGAAUACAACAAUGAAGAUGGAUGGACAACUACUUCUUUCUUUGAAACCUCUCCCAUAUCGUCAUACUUGCUGGGGAUGACGAUCACAGAUUUUGAAAGCGUGAAAACCACUAGCAGUAAAGGAGCUGAGAUCAGAAUCUGGUGUCGUCCAGAGUUGUUGAAUUCUACUCAAUAUGCUUUGGAUAAUGUACCCAAGAUCAUCGAUGCAAUCGAAGCGUACUACGGGAUUGAGAUGCCAUUCAAGAAGCAGGAUAUUUUUGCCAUUCCCGCGUUUGAAGCCGGAGCUAUGGAGAAUCCAGGAAUUAUAAUGUUCCGUGAAAGCCGUCUAUUGGUUGAUCCCCUAGUUGAUGAUGCUAGACAAAAGGAAAUCGUACUGAGAUCUCUCGCUCAUGAACUCAGUCAUCAGUGGUUUGGCAAUUUAGUAACUCUGUCUGGUUGGGAUUCUCUUUGGCUGAAUGAAGCAUUCGCCCGUCAAAUGGAAUACUCCGUGGUUGAGAAAGUCCUGAACGGGAAAUUGAAUGAACAUGAACAUGAAGUUGCCAUUUCUUUGGAGCAUGCUUUAGCUAGAGACUGCCAGUCUUCUUCACACCCACUGACUGUCCCCAUAGAAACUGCAAGUGACGCUUAUGAAAUUUUCGAUAUGAUAACUUAUGAGAAGGGAGCAGCUAUAGUACGAAUGAUCAAGCAAGUACUAGGUGAGGAAACGUUUAGGAAAGGAAUUCAGAACUAUUUGAAUGAAAACAAGUUUGGCAGCGCUAACUAUACCAAGCUAUGGUCAUCACUGAAUCAAGUCGUUCCAAACACGUUACUCUCAUGGAACGAAGAGAAGUUUGAUGUAUCUGAUUUUGCUAACAAAUGGAUUCUUCAAAUGGGAUAUCCAAUCUUGGAUAUAUACCGCAUAGACUCAAAAACAGUGGAAAUCACACAAAGACGUUUCAAAAUUGACAACUUGACUCCUGAAAAAGCAAAAUACCGUAACGCUCUUUAUUGGUACAAGUGGGAUGUUCCUCUCUUCGCCGAAGUCAACGGCAAAAAGCAAGAUAUGGUUUGGUUGCACGAAGCUACUAGAUUACCUCUCAAUCUAACUGAUGUUCUUGUUGUCAACCCUGAGUCUUAUGGAUACUAUCGAGUAAACUAUGAUGAGGCUGGGUGGGAUGCUUUUGCCAAACAGCUCUCUAAAGACCACAUGAAACUCUCCACACUCAGCAGAGGCAGAAUACUUUCUGAUGCUUUUGCUUUAGCAUCAGCUAGUCAGCUUUCCUAUGAGACUGUUUUCAACCUCACCUCCUAUAUCACAAAGGAAACAGAAUAUCUCCCAACCAAAAUAGCCUUAGAAGGUCUUGUUGCCAUUUUCGAGAAAGUAGCUGACGAAGAUCAUGCUGACGAAAUGAAGAAUUUGAUCUUGAGCAGGGUUGAAGGACUGUAUGGAAGCAUUGAUCUUCAAACUGUUUCGACAGCUGAUGAAACUAAACUUCUAGAAUUGAAGAGAAAGCUGAGUAUUGUAGGAGCUUACUGCAAACUCAAACCAUCAACUUGCAAGAAAAACUUUGACCACAUGUUCGAAAAGCAACUCUUGGCCGUCUGUUCCUCAUCUAACCAAACUAGUGACUGCUCAAAAGUUCCUUCAUCUAUGAGAGGAUUAGUUUACUGUUAUGGCUUGUCCAAAGGAGACGAGGAAACUUUCGAUUUGGUUCAGAAAUAUGCCCAAAACGAGAUAUCUGCCGGAGAACGUGUUAACCUCAUGAGUGCACUUGGUUGCAGUAGAAUUCCUUCGAAACUGAAAAAACUACUCCGUGAUUCCGUAAUCAAGAGAGACGGCAUAAUCACCAAAUCUGACAUUCAAACUGUCGUGUCUUCGAUGAAUACUCAUGAUGUUGGAAAUCUGAUAGUCACUAACUACAUCGUUGACAACUGGAAGGAGAUAACAGAGAAGCUUUCAGAUGAUAGAGACAUUCUUUCUAUGCUUCUGAGAUCUGGGCUCUCAGUUAAGAACGAAAGAGAACUUUCUCAGAUUCAACAUUUCAUCUCGGAUCAUCCACAGUCCACUCGUGGUUUCUCAGCUUUCAGGACUUCAAUGGAAACAGCAAGAACGACAAUAAAUUGGAAUAAAAAGAACAAAAAUCAGCUCUCAUCCUACUUCGAUGACAAAGAACAAGAGAUGGAUGAAGACAAUAAGAAGAUGACUGCAAGCAGUAGACACUAG
Molecule: messenger RNA, 3324 nt
Organism: Auanema sp. JU1783
Lineage: Eukaryota; Metazoa; Nematoda; Chromadorea; Rhabditida; Rhabditidae
Source: the annotation of a GenBank genome assembly